This is a messenger RNA of Amborella trichopoda, 1440 nucleotides long. Its product is annotated as putative carboxylesterase 2. The record is from RefSeq and is a predicted model, not a curated record. NCBI's taxonomy places the organism in Eukaryota, Viridiplantae, Streptophyta, Magnoliopsida, Amborellales, Amborellaceae. Gene Ontology annotation, molecular function: hydrolase activity.
GACUGUCCUCCACCCACCCCUCGAGGGUAGUUAGAGACCUCCUGCGCGACGCAAGCAGUAUACUACAUGUAUUUAUUCUCUAAAAUCCAUACGGUAAAUACUGUUAUGCUACCUACUCCAAAACUACAUUUUCACGUAUUAUUUGAUACAAAAUUAUCUCAGUUCUCUUCUCCCUAAAACUUAUAAAUACAUCCCCUCCACCCAUUUCUCCAUCUCACAGUCUUCAAUUGUGCUAUUCCCCUUGUUUCCACAAGAUUUCCGGUGGCCGGGCAAUCAACAAUGGAGUCCUCUGCCGUAAAAGAGAUCGAAAUCGACCUCUCCCCUUACAUCCGCCUCUACAAGGACGGCACCGUGGACCGCCUCGCAGGAAACGAAAUCCUCCCCGCUUCACUCCUUUCCGAAUCGGGCGCCUCCUCCAAAGACGUCACCAUCUCGCGGGAAUCCGGCAUCUCUGCUCGCCUCUACUUGCCGAGCUCCGCCGGCCGGGGCCAAAAACUCCCGACUCUCGUUUACUUUCACGGUGGAGCCUUCAUUAUAGAAUCCCCCUUCUCCCCCCUCUACCACCCCUACACUGAGUCUGUCUCUGCGAAUUCCAAGGCCCUCGUUGUCUCCAUCGACUACCACCGCCCACCGGAGCACCCGCUCCCAGCAGCCUACGAAGACGCAUGGGCAGCACUCUUGUGGGUCGUCAGCAGGGUCGAUCCAUGGCUCGGAGACUACGCCGACCUCAGCAGGAUCUUCGUAGGGGGUGACAGCGCAGGUGCGAACAUUGCUCACCAUGUGGCCCUGCGUGCUGGUACCGAGGGCUCCGAAGAGUUGAAGAAGCUGAGAGGGCUGAUUCUAAUGCACCCUUACUUCUGGAGCUCGGGUUUGAGCGAGGAGGAGAGAGAGAGGGGCAAGACAGUUGGGCAGAUGUGGAAAUUCGCUUGCCCGGACAGCGAGGGGGUGGACGACUUGUGGAUCAAUCCCAUGGCGAAAGGGAGCGAGGGGUUAAGGAAUUUAGGGUGCGAGAAAGUGUUGAUCUGUGUGGCCGGGAAGGAUUUCCUGAAGGGGAGGGGGGUGGCGUAUGGCGAGGCGCUGAGGCGGAGCGGGUGGGAGGGGGCGGUGGAGGUGGCUGAGGACGAGGGAGAAGAUCAUGUUUUCCAUUUGUUUAAUCCUGAGCGCCAGAAAUCAAAGGUUAUGAUGGAGAGGGUAAGUUCGUUCCUCGAGGACUAAGAGGUUGGGAGCCUUGGACCAGUUCGUCAUUGUCAGUAUUGUAUCUGAUCACGUAGCCAUGUGCCUACGCUCACCUCUCUCUAUAAAUGCGCUCAUAAACUUCACCCAUGCCUACUCCUCGUGGCGAACCAAAUUCCCAACCACCGAUUCUCUUUUCUUUUUUUUUCUUUUUUAUUUUAUUGUUUAUCUCUCUCGUAUCUUUGUUAUCACUAACUCUUGCACUCU